Molecule: messenger RNA, 1587 nt
Organism: Molossus molossus (Pallas's mastiff bat)
Lineage: Eukaryota; Metazoa; Chordata; Mammalia; Chiroptera; Molossidae
Gene: TMEM59L
Product: transmembrane protein 59 like
Exons: 8
Coding region: 61-1092 (343 amino acids)
Source: RefSeq, a predicted model, not a curated record
CUCCGCAUCCUCCGUGUCUGCGGGAGCCAGCGGCCCCAGCCCCUAGCGCCUGGCCUGGCCAUGGCUCGGGUGGCGCAGCUGCUACUCCUGCUGCUGCUGUUGCAACCUCUGCCCGCCACGCUCGCGCCGCCCGCCCAGGACCCCUUCGCCCCGCAGCUCGGGGACACGCAGAGCUGCCAGCUGCGGUGCCGGGAUCACUACCCUAGUCCGCAGCCCUCUCAGAAGCUGGAGCAGGAGGACCCCUCCAAGUCCUGGAAUGAAUAUGACAGGGCCGUCUUCAUCAGUGCUUGUGAGCGAGGCUGCCGCCUCUUUUCCAUCUGCCAGUUCGUGGCCAGGAGCUCCAAACCCAAUGCUACCCAAGCUGAGUGUGAAGCAGCCUGUGUGGAGGCCUACGUGAAGGAGAUAGAGCAGCAGGCCUGCAGCAAGGGCUGCUGGAGCCAGAACCCUGAGCUGGAGCCUGAGCCAGAGUCCAAGCAGAAGAGAAAGGUCCUGCAAGCUCCAAGCGGGGCUUUUUCGCUCCUGGACUUGUUUUCCACCCUCUGCAAUGAUCUUGUCAACUCGGCCCAGGGCUUCGUCUCCUCCACCUGGACAUAUUAUCUACAGACUGACAAUGGGAAAGUGGUGGUGUUCCAGACCCAACCCAUGGUAGAGAGUGUAGGGCAUGAGAGGGCCCGUCUGCAGCGAGUGAAGGUGACCUGGCGAGGAUCCCAUCCUGAGGCCUUGGAGGUGCAUGUAGGCCCCUUGGACAAGGUGAGGAAGGCCAAGAUCCGAGUCAAGACCAGCAGUAAGGCCAAGGUGGAGCCUGAUGAGCUGCAGGACAAUGACUUCCUCAGUUGCAUGUCCCGGCGCUCGGGGCUUCCUCGCUGGAUCCUGGCCUGCUGCCUCUUCCUCUCUGUGCUGGUGAUGCUGUGGCUCAGCUGCUCUACCCUGGUGACUGCUCCUGGCCAGCACCUCAAGUUCCAGCCUCUGACUUUGGAACAACACAAGGGCUUCAUGGUAGAGCCAGACUGGCCUCUGUAUCCUCCCCCUUCGCACGCCUUUGGGAACAGUCCCCCACCCUACAAGCUGAAGCUGGACCUGACCAAGCUGUAGGCCUCCCUUGAUCCACACACUGCAAGAGGCAGGGGCUUCUCUGUCUUCAUUGCCCUGUGCCUAGGGGUCCAGGCCAGGGUUGGGCUUCUGCACCCCCAAGUCCUCUCUCCCUGGUCCCAUUCCUCACCCCUCUAAGUCCUGGGGUCACAAUGCCACCACUUGGGGGUGGGUGGGAUCUGGUCUUUGUUCCUCCUUGGGCCUCCUUUUGCUGGGGCAUGCCACUUCUUGUUUUUUAUUGUGUAGCUUCAUGACUAUUUGAACCCAAGUUCUGUGCUACCUUUCUCCUUCCUCCUUUCUCCCCAGUAUGGGGUGAGAUUCUGAGGCCUCGGGGGAACAAACUGUCUUGUGCUAGGGCUCCCCACCUUUUCCCCACCUCAUCUCCAGAGAUCCAGCCCCAUGGGAGGAGGCCCUCUUGGGAGGAGGCUGUGGGCAGCUCCAUGCUGGGAGAAUGGGUGGCUGAGGCUGGAUUUGCAGCCUCAUAGGGAUCAGGAGAAA